AUGUGUAUCACUCUUUCGGGCCGUGCAGCCUAUUGCAACUGUGCAAAACUUCUCCCAGACAAUACGCUUGUCCACUUGUGCGAUGUCGCUCUUGCCAACAAGAGAACGCCAUGCGAGAUGGUGAGCUUCCCUCCACCAGAUCAGUCUCUUACUGAACCAGCUUGUCCUAGGUGCUCUCAGGCGGGACAUAUCAUAGUCUUCAUUAACCCAUCUGUUAGCGGCAAAGCCUCCAUUGGCGGGCGGGACGAAUAUUACAUCCCGGAUGUAUAUGCGGAACUUGAAGCGCAACUCAUCGCAGCUCUGAAUAGUCCGUUGCCCCCUGCUGCUUCGCCCACCGUCGCUGAUAACAAAGCCUUGAUUGAAGCCUUAAAGGAUGCAACAAGUUUUGUCAAGGUCGAACAUGAGGAUACAGAAGAACAAUUCGACGAAGACGGUGCACCAACACCGGGUAGUGAUAACGAUGAAGAUUCUGACGGGUGCCUGGAUCGCUCUCAGACCCCAGUCAAGCUGGGCACCGGGUUCGGUUUGGCACUUGGGCGCUUGUUGUUCAGUAGUUAA
Endocarpon pusillum Z07020 is the source of this 558-nucleotide messenger RNA. RefSeq lists its product as uncharacterized. Bases 1 to 558 code for a protein of 185 amino acids. Lineage: Eukaryota; Fungi; Ascomycota; Eurotiomycetes; Verrucariales; Verrucariaceae. The transcript has a single exon. The record is from RefSeq and is a predicted model, not a curated record.